AUGGUUUAUAAUUAGAAGCGUGUGGCUUCUUUGGUCAAUUUGGGAUGUUUUUCUUGGUCAGUUUGGGAUGUUUGAAUAAUGUAAAAUAUGCCAAGAAUGAUUGAUUGGUCAAGACAAGCUGUUUGAAUGUCAGAACAUCUAUUAGGUUUCAUUCAUAUUUCAUCUGAUUUUUAUUCAUACAUAGAAAUCUCUGGAGGAAGAUUUCUUGCAAACACAUAGAGAGGAAAGAUGGGUAUUUUUUACUUUCCGUGCUUGCUUUUUUUAACCAUGUUCUCAAGUUAUGGCUUUGCAGAUAUAACCACAUCGAAUCCUUUGUCAAUAAGACAAACUCUGAGCUCUCCAGAUGGAUCCUUUGAACUAGGAUUCUUCAGUCCUAACAGCUCUCAAAAUCGUCAAUAUGUUGGAAUCUGGUUCAAGGGAGUCACUCCUCGGGUUUAUGUUUGGGUAGCUAACAGAGAAAAUCCAGUCACGAGCUCCACGGCCAAUCUUACAAUCAGCAGUAAUGGAAGUCUCAUCUUGCUUGAUGAUAAACAAAAGACUCUCUGGUCAUCUGGAGAAGAAGUUCUCACAUCUAACGAAUGUCGUGCCCAGCUUUCAAACUCCGGAAAUCUUGUUGUCAUAGAUAAUGUUACUGGAACAUAUCUAUGGCAAAGUUUUGAGCAUCCUACUGAUACUAUGCUUCCUCUGUCAUCGCUUAUGUAUGAUAUUCCUAACAACACGAGGCGUGUGUUGACUUCUUGGAAGAGCAACACAGAUCCAUCUCCUGGGGAGUUUCUAGCAGAGCUUACUCCAGAGGUUCCACCUCAAGGACUUGUAUGGAAAGGCUCAUCACCUUAUUGGAGAAGCGGGCCAUGGGUGGAAACAAGGUUCUCAGGGAUACCAGAAAUGGAUAAAACAUAUGUAAAUCCAUUGAAAAUGGUCCAAGAUGUGGUGAAUGGCACAGGAGUUUUGACUUUUUGUGCACUAAGAAAUUUUGAUGUGUCAUACAUCAAGCUAACGUCAGAUGGAUCAGUGGAUAUUCAUCGUACUAAUGGUGACACCACCGGGUGGAUUAAGCAUUUCGAAGGUCCUCUAAGGUCAUGUGAUCUCUACGGUACUUGUGGACCUUAUGGUUUGUGUAUGAGGUCCAUGAGUACUCCAACCUGCAAAUGCGUGAGAGGGUUUGUGCCAAAGUCAGAGGACGAGUGGAACAGCGGAAACUGGACUCGUGGGUGUGUGAGACGAACAGAGUUAUCACCUUGUCAGGGAAAUUCUUCUUCGACGACACAAAGCAAAGACACAACAGAUGGAUUUUAUCGUGUUGCCAAUAUGAAGCCUCCGGAUGCUUACGAAUUGACAAGCUUUGGUGAUGCAGAACAAUGCCGUCAAGGAUGUCUUCGCAACUGUUCUUGCUCGGCGUUUGCCUAUAGUAAUGGAAUUGGAUGCUUAGUGUGGAACCAGGAGCUAUUGGACAUGGUUCAGUUUUCUGAAGGAGGAGAAUUUAUUUCCAUCCGCCUUGCACGUUCUGAGUUAGCUGGAAGCAAGCGAAUCAAGAUCAUUGUUUUUAGCACUAUCAGCCUCUGCGUGUUUAUAAUCUUGGUGCUUGCGACAUUUUGUUGCUGGAGAUACAGACUAAAACAAAAUGGUGAAGCUCGUGUAGCCAUGGAGAUUUCAGAAGAUUCAUGGAAGAAUAAUUUGAAAUCACAAGAUGUCUCAGGUUUAAAUUUCUUUGAGAUGCAUACCAUACAAACUGCGACGAAUGAUUUCAGCAUCUCAAAUAAACUUGGUCAAGGUGGAUUUGGAACAGUUUAUAAGGGGAAACUAAAAGAUGGGAAAGAAAUAGCUGUAAAACGCCUUUCUAGCAGCUCUGGAGAAGGAACAGAGGAAUUCAUGAACGAAUUAAAACUCAUCUCAAAACUACAACACAGAAACUUGGUUCGGCUUUUAGGAUAUUGCAUUGAAGGAGAAGAGAAAAUAUUGGUUUAUGAGUUUAUGGUGAACAAAAGCCUCGAUACUUUUCUCUUUGAUAUGAAGAAGAAGCUGGAGAUCGAUUGGCCUAAGAGAUUCAAUAUCAUUCAAGGUAUUGCUCGUGGACUCCUCUAUCUCCAUCGCGACUCAUUCCUCAGAGUUGUACAUCGCGAUCUUAAAGCCAGCAAUAUUCUCUUGGACGAGAAGCUGAAUCCAAAAAUAUCGGAUUUUGGGUUGGCUCGGAUGUUUCAAGGAACUCAAAAUCAAGACAACACUAACAGAGUAUUUGGAACUUUGGGAUACAUGUCUCCAGAGUAUGUGUGGACAGGAACAUUCUCUGAGAAAUCUGACAUUUAUAGCUUUGGAGUUUUGAUGCUAGAAAUCAUCAGCGGAAAAGAGAUAUCUAGCUUUAGCUGUGGAGAAGAAGACAAAAACCUUCUUGCAUGUGCAUGGGAAUCAUGGAGUGAAACCGGAGGAGUAGAUCUACUGGAUUAUGACAUUGCUGAUUCUGAGUCAGAUUCAGUUGAAGCAGUGAUGAGAUGUGUUCAGAUAGGUUUAAUGUGUGUUCAACACCAAGCAAUGGACAGACCAAACAUCAAACAAGUGGUGACAAUGCUGACGUCGACAAUGGAUCUUCCAAAGCCAAAACAACCUAUGUUUGUUUUAGAUACAAGUGACGAGGAUUCUCUGUCUCUUAAGUCUAAUGAUCAUAAGGACUUGUUCUCUGAUGAUGAAAACAUACCGGCUCAGGAGAAACCCUAGACUCCAUGAGUAUUAAACCAGUUCCAUAUAUGGUUCAAUGUAGAUCCAAAUGUAACUGAAAUCGUUCAAUGCAAAUAAGAAUGUAAACUGGCUUUAAACAAAAUUUAAAUAACUUGGAUUAUUGACGAAUAACAGGAAUGGUGUGUAUGUUAUUAA
Molecule: messenger RNA, 2865 nt
Organism: Eutrema salsugineum
Lineage: Eukaryota; Viridiplantae; Streptophyta; Magnoliopsida; Brassicales; Brassicaceae
Product: G-type lectin S-receptor-like serine/threonine-protein kinase At1g61360
Exons: 7
Coding region: 229-2709 (826 amino acids)
Biological process (GO): protein phosphorylation; recognition of pollen
Molecular function (GO): protein serine/threonine kinase activity; ATP binding
Source: RefSeq, a predicted model, not a curated record